This is a messenger RNA of Dermatophagoides farinae (American house dust mite), 1194 nucleotides long. NCBI's taxonomy places the organism in Eukaryota, Metazoa, Arthropoda, Arachnida, Sarcoptiformes, Pyroglyphidae. The record is from RefSeq and is a predicted model, not a curated record.
AUGUUGAGCAUUUUGAUGACGCAUCAAACUAUAUUUGCAACUAUCGCAUUCAUAGCAGACAUCAAAGCUGCUUUUCACAAUAUCCACAUUCAACCUGAUCAUCAAAAAUACGUGAAGUUUUUAUGGUUCGACGAAAACAAAGAAAAUAUUUUUUGCUAUAAAUUUCUCCGUCUUCCCUUUGGUCUCACAUCAUCACCGUUCAUUCUGAAUGUUGUCAUCAAUCACCAUAUCGAGAAAUACAGAAGUGAAUUUCCUGACGUUGUAGCAGCUAUUCAUUCAAAUCUAUACGGGGAUGAUUUAGUUCAUUCUGUAAACAGCAAAAUUGAGACAUCAGAAUUUCAUACCGCUAGUUCAAAAAUUUUCGAAGAUGCAUCCAUGGAACUGAGAAAAUGGCAAUGCUCGGAUCCUGAAAUCGACAAGUUAUGGUGCGACGGGUUGGGAGAAAAUAAAGUGCUUGGAGUUAUAUGGAACAAAAGUGAUGACACCAUCCAAGUUGUAAUACCACUUAUCAAUUUCUCAAAGGACGUCACUAAACGAUCAUUGCUCACAACACUAGCUUCAAUAUACGACCCUAUGGGUUUGCUUUUACCAUCUACCAUCCAACUGAAAUUCUUUAUCAGUGAACUAUGGACGAGAAAAAUCGAUUGGGAUGAUCCUUUAUCACCAGCGCUGCAUGGCAGAGCCAGCAGAAUUCUGAAUGACAUCCAUAAUUUAGGAAGUUAGGAAAGCUUCUUAAUGACUGUUUAAACCAGAUCAAAAUUGAAUGGCAUUUCAUAACGCCAUACAGUCCUCAUCGAGGUGGUGCUUGGGAAGCGAUGAUCAAAACCACAAAGAAGGCUUUAUAUUCAACAGUAUGGGGUAAAGAUUUAACCAUCGACAAUUUCCGAACUAUUCUUUACGAAUUAUCGUCAAUCAUUAAUUCACGUCCGAUCGCUGAAUUAAACGGACACAUCCUCACACCAAAUAAGCUUAUGUUUGGCUCCGAACUUCGAACAUCAAAAAUAAUGAAACCAAAUUAUUAUAAAAGAUAGCUAAAUAAAUUAGCGCAAUAAAAAUUAGCGAAAAAUAACACGUUAUAUAUGAAAGGUUAUGUCACAACAAACACACACACACAUUUGUUCCUGUGAUUUGUGCUCGAUGAGUGUGUAUGUUGAUGAAAUUAAUUUUCUUACUUAUACAUUUCCAUUUUCUUUA